Molecule: messenger RNA, 3856 nt
Organism: Magallana angulata
Lineage: Eukaryota; Metazoa; Mollusca; Bivalvia; Ostreida; Ostreidae
Product: regulator of telomere elongation helicase 1-like
Exons: 35
Coding region: 170-3739 (1189 amino acids)
Biological process (GO): DNA replication; regulation of double-strand break repair via homologous recombination; negative regulation of t-circle formation
Cellular component (GO): nucleus
Molecular function (GO): hydrolase activity, acting on acid anhydrides, in phosphorus-containing anhydrides; DNA polymerase binding; DNA binding
Source: RefSeq, a predicted model, not a curated record
UUUGAUUGGUUAGACCAUUGGAUUUCCCCUACUGCAAGUCGCGCCAACUUUCAGCUGUGAACAUGGUGAAAUACAUGUACAACAUUCAAGAUAUGUUGAAAAUGGGAUAGUUUAAAGCAACUAAACCAGAAAUACCUACUGCAUAGAUAGUGCCUGAACAAGUUGCAAAAUGCCUCUAGUGGAUGUGAAAGGUGUGCAUGUUAACUUUCCAUUUGAUCCAUAUCCUUGUCAGGUUACUUACAUGGAAAAGGUGGUAGAAUGUCUGCAAAAGAAUGUAAAUGGAAUCCUGGAGAGUCCCACUGGGACAGGGAAAACCCUGUCUCUUCUCUGUUCAUCCCUGGCCUGGCUCCAGGACAAGAAGGCGCAGGUGGAGCUUAACCGCCAGGCCAACAUCUCCUCACUGAUGGGUGACAACGGCAGCCUGCAGAACAACCAGAUCGAGGCCCUGAAAAAAAGUCUUGAGUCCACCACAGGCAUGACAUGGGGAGGGAGUGAAUUCGCUGUGCCAAAGAUAAUAUAUGCUUCAAGGACUCAUUCCCAGCUCACUCAGGCUGUGCAGGAGUUGAAAAGAUCAGCUUACAACACGGUAAAAGUCAGUGUUAUAGGUUCCAGGGAACAGCUGUGUAUUCAUGAACAAGUCAGGAAAGAAAUGAGUAAUGCUGCCAAGGUGCACAUGUGUAGAGCAAAAGUGGCAGGGAGGACAUGUUUUUAUUACAACCAUUUCGAAGAAAUCAAGCGCAACAGUGACCCACGGCAGUUAGUUGGAGAUGUGGUGGACAUAGAAGAUAUGGUGCGAUAUGGAGAAAAACAAAGGGUUUGUCCAUACUACAUUGCCAAGGAGUUGAAGAAUGAUGCUGAUGUUAUUUUCAUGCCUUACAAUUAUCUUCUUGAUGCUAAGUCAAGAAAAGCUCAUGGUGUAGAAGUACAAGGAAACAUAGUCAUCUUUGAUGAGGCCCACAAUCUGGAGAAGAUUUGUGAGGACAGCUCCUCUUUUGAUUUGUCCCCGGCAGAUUUGGCAACAGCCAUUGAAGAGUUGAAUCGAUUGGGUGAAAAACUAUUUGAAAUGGCCAAGACUGAAGAAACUGCCUUGGUUGAAAUGACAGAUUCCAGUGCAAUGCCAGAGCCAGAAUUUACCUUGGAGGAUGUUCUACGACUGAAAUCUACCUUUAAACAGCUGGAGGAAGAAAUUGACAAGAUUGAGGUUCCAAACAAAGAGAAGGGGCUAACUAAACCUGGAGUAUUCAUUUUUGAACUCUUGUCAAAAGUCAACAUUGCAUUUGAGACAAAGAACUUUUUUCUGGAUCUCUUGGACAAGAUUAUUUCCUAUGUCACAAGUGACUCCACGGGAAUGGGUUUUCACUCCAAAGGGGCAGGCUUGACAAAGAUGUCAGAUGUUCUUCGGGUAGUUUUCAGUAGAGAGGUACCAGAUGGGGGAUCUGUCUUUCAGCUACAACAGAUGUUGGCUAAAUCUUACAAGGUUCAUAUUCAGCCUCUUCAGGCAAACAAGAAGAGAAAGUUAGAUUCCUGGGCCACACCAUCUAUUGCUGAUAAAUUGGGUAAGACCCUGAGUUACUGGUGCUUCAGCCCCGGACACAGCAUGCUGGACCUGACAGCCCAUGGGGUGAAGUGUGUGAUACUGACCAGUGGAACCCUCUCACCCCUUGAGUCUUUCAGCUCAGAGAUGCAGAUUCCUUUUCCUGUAACCUUGGAGAACCCCCACGUCAUAGACAAGCACCAGGUGUGGGUGGGGACACUCAAAAAGGGACCAGAUGGGGUCACUCUGAACUCAAACUAUCAGACCAGGUUCAAUGAAAACUACCAAGCUUCUUUAGGAAAGGCAUUAGUCAAUUUUGCUAGAGUUGUACCAAAUGGUCUUUUGGUGUUUUUCCCGUCGUACCCUAUAAUGGAAAAAUGCAUUGAAAACUGGCAGCAAAAUGGUGUCUACAGCGCUAUUACCCAGUACAAACCUAUUCUUGUAGAGCCCAGAGGAAAACAGGCUUUCACUGAUGUCAUGGAGGAAUUUUAUGAAAAAAUUAAUGACCCAGCUUUAAAUGGAGCCAUUUUCGUUGCUGUGUGUAGAGGGAAGGUGAGUGAAGGUCUGGACUUCGCAGACAACAAUGGACGCGCUGUGAUAAUCACCGGUUUACCCUUCCCUCCUCGCAUGGACCCCAAAGUGGUGCUGAAAAUGCAGUUCCUCGACGAAUCGAGAGGCAAAUUGGGAUUCAAGAGUCUCUCAGGACAGGAAUGGUACAGGCAGCAGGCAUCCAGAGCUGUCAAUCAGGCUGUGGGGCGGGUCAUCAGGCACAGGAAAGACUACGGAGCUAUUUUAUUAUGCGACGAAAGAUUUGCUGGAGAAUCAGCGCUUCGCCAGCUUCCUGUUUGGGUUCGACCUCAUGUCAACAAAUAUGACGUUUUUGGACGUGCAAUUAGGGACAUGAUUGUUUUCUUUAAAACUGCAGAGCAAACACUGCCCGUACCUGACAAGAAACAGUACAGAGCUGGAGGGUCGGUCAGUACGGCUGGCUGUCACGGUGCCCAUUUCAUGCCCACAGUCAACAGACACGGUCCAGCACCUUCACUGUCAAAGGCUGGCAGUGUGAUAGCCCAUGUACCAAGUCUUUGUCAGUCAGCCGCAGAUGAAGAAAAAAGUUUAGCCAAGCUAAAGAUUCAGUAUGAAGGAGGGCCUUCAACAACUAGUGUUGAUUCUAACAAAAGAAAUCUCCUGGAUGCACUCAGUUCAUCAGAGAAGGAUGGGAAUCUGGAUGAUGAAACAGAUGAUAAGUAUGGAUUCAAGAAACCUAAGCCCAUGAUGAAGAAAAUACCCAGCAAGAAGAAAAUUGUGAUUAAGAAGAGAGAUUCUGAGUCAGAGAGUUGCUCUGUAAACAGACAGAAUUUAUCAGGAUCGGUGAUGGAGGUCAGCUCAGCUGUGACAAAUUCCCAUCUACAGUCUGCGGAGAAUUACAUCCUAGAGGUAAAGAGUUGUUUGAAUAAGGAGUCGUAUGUGACUUUCUCCAAAGCUCUGGGUAUGUACAAGAAGACUGGACAGUUGUCCCAGGCAGUGGGGGUGAUGGCCGGACUGUUCACAGAAAACCCCCGGGACUACCAUCUCUUUAGAAAGUUUUAUAGAUUUGUGCGACACAAGGAUAAGAAGGAGUUUGACUCAGUGUGUAAGGAGCUGACAGGAGAGGGGUGUGGCUACAAACCGGAGGACUCCGUACCCAAGAAACGGGUCCAAUCCGAGGCCUCUAAUGUCUCCGAGCAGCCAGAGAAAAAGCAGAAAACGGACGUCACUGGAUGUGUCUUACAGCCAAAAAUAUCCACAUGUAACAUUUCCCAAUCAGUCAGUAACAGCAAGUUCUCAUCCAGUGAUUUAUCUUCUCUUAAACUGAACUCUGUGAACUGUGAUAGUGCUCAAGCAGAGAGAUGUGGGGAGAUCACAAAGAAGGACGGACAGAACUGUUCAGUGGAAAAGAUGAGUGAGCGUCUACAGAAUGUCAGCGGACCACUGGAUAUACGCAGUUCCUCCUCAGAGAGAUCUUCAGGUUACACUUGCUGUAAAUGUGAGAGUGAAGCCAAGGUGCCAUUCCAGUCUGCCUGUGAUCAUGUAUGCUGCUUCAAAUGUUGGAAAGAAGUCUUCAAUAAUCUAGAUAAGAAGUGUCCUGGCUGUGGGGUGCGCGUCAGAAGAAGAGAUCUGAAGCGAUUGUUAUUUCCUGGACUAGGAAGUGAGGACCCAGGCUGAGGGAAGAAAAAUCUUAUAACAUUCAUACAUCAAUAUGUGAAGGCAGCAUGUUCCCUACACAACGUUCAAUAUAUGUACUAGCCAGGUAUUAAUAAAGAAGCAGGCUUCAGAAUACAA